This is a messenger RNA of Gongylonema pulchrum, 303 nucleotides long. The record is from the annotation of a GenBank genome assembly. NCBI's taxonomy places the organism in Eukaryota, Metazoa, Nematoda, Chromadorea, Rhabditida, Gongylonematidae.
AUGAAAACAAGAAGCAUCCAGAAGCAAGAGCAGCCGUACUGCAAGCCGAGCUCCGAUCUUCGAGGAUAUGAGGAGUUCACUGGGCGCUAUUGUCUGUUUGCUAUGCCGUUUCAUGGUACGAGCGGUUCAGACGCCUUAUCAACCGUUCUUCUCUCCUUGCACAUUUCCGACACCUGCUCAUCAACCGCUACAGUGAAGAGCGGCAUGCUCUACAUCAUUUUUACGUUUCUUGUGGCUAAAUUUAGCACUUCGUUAUCUCGAUUUUACGCUUUUUUUGGUGAAAAUUUGCGCAACUAUGAUUAA